GCGCCAUCGCCCGUUACAUUAGCUCGGCGGCUAGAAGAAAGCUAGCUCUCUGUUCACGGGGGCGAACAGCUUGUGUUCCAACCGGACGACCUAAGUAACAAUUUGAGCGCUUUUCCUGAAACCAAGACAUUUUGCUCGUUAAGGUCGUGUAUAAAUCGUGAGGGGCGAAGGUGAAGGUCGAGACACCAGCCCAAACUGAAACCAGCCCCCAGUGUCACACAUCAGGCAGACGACAUCCCUGCACACAGACGCUAUGGAUCGUUCACCCUCAUCCUCCAGCCUGAUGGCGAGCAGCAACGUCACCAACAAGACUGACCCACGCUCCCUCAACUCCCGUGUCUUCAUUGGGAACCUCAACACUCUGCUGGUCACGAAGGCUGAUGUCGAGGCCAUCUUCUCCAAAUAUGGCAAGAUCGUUGGCUGCUCUGUCCACAAGGGAUACGCCUUUGUUCAGUACGCCAAUGAGAGGAACGCCCGAGCUGCUGUCGGCAGCGAGGACGGGAGGAUGAUUGUCGGACAAGUACUUGACAUCAACUUGGCAGGUGAACCGAAACCACACAGAUCAAAAAGCACCAAGCGCUCUGCUGGAGACAUGUACAGCAGUUCCUCAUUUGACCUCGACUAUGAUUUUCAAAGAGAUUACUAUGACAGAAUGUACUCAUACCCGUCCCGCGUCCCUGCUCCUCCUCCCCCUCUGUCGCGGGCCGUGAUCCCGUCCAAACGUCCCCGGGUCAGUCUGAGCGGAGGAAGCAGCCGGAGAACCAAGAGCAGUUUCUCUUCCUCAUCCAAGAGCAGCCAGAGAACUUCCUCAUCCAGAACAAUGAAAGCGGACGAGCUGCAGACCAUCAAGCGCGAGUUGACCCAAAUCAAAAGCAAAGUGGACGACCUGCUGGAAAGCCUGGAGCGCAUGGAGAAGGACCACAGCAAGAAGUCGGAAGCUAAGAGCAUAAAAACAGAGCCGGGAGAGGUAACUUCACCUCCUCACCCGAGCAACAAGAAGGAUGAUGGGGUAAAGAGAGACAGAGAGAGCCAGGACUUGAAUGACUCGGAGGAAGAGGAGGAGGAAGAAGAGGAGGAAGAGGAAGGAGAGGAGGGAGACCUGCUGGAGGAGGAAGAGGUGAAGAGUCAAGAGAGGGGGGAGGAGGAGGAGGAGGAAGAGGAGGAGGAAGGGGAGCACGUGGAGGGAGACGACGAUGCCGACAGCGUGAACGGCGAUGAGGACUCAUAGGACGACGGCGACGCAUGCAGCGAACUCGGACUCUUGUUUUAACACUCAUGUGGUAGAUAGAAAAGCGAACGUGCACACAGACACACACACAAGCAUGGUGCGCACACGCUGUUCAAACAUUGUCCCCUCUCUUUCUUUUUCUUUUGGUGAACUUUUUUGCCUGUCGUCCGGUAUCACUGUAACAGGAAGAACUAGCUGUAGGUUUGUGUAUUUCAUUGCUUGUCUUCAGGUGAAGGCAGGAACAUGAACUGUGGAUGUUCUCAGAGACGACAGCUCGACGGACAUGUCUUAAAUGCCGGGAUGGAAAAUUCAGCUCCAGAAGAACGUUUUAAAUUUUCAGUGUGUUUGUUUUUCCUCAUCAGUGAGUUUGAACUUGUCUGUAUGUUAAUGUCAGUUUUUUUUAUACUAUCCAGUUUCAGUUCAACUGUAAAGGAAUAAAUUGCAAUAAAAUAUUAAAAUGCA
Acanthochromis polyacanthus (spiny chromis) is the source of this 1690-nucleotide messenger RNA. RefSeq names its product heterogeneous nuclear ribonucleoprotein C (gene hnrnpca). Gene Ontology annotation, molecular function: RNA binding. The transcript has 9 exons. Gene Ontology annotation, cellular component: nucleus. The record is from RefSeq and is a predicted model, not a curated record. Bases 254 to 1228 code for a protein of 324 amino acids. NCBI's taxonomy places the organism in Eukaryota, Metazoa, Chordata, Actinopteri, Pomacentridae.